ACGAUGGCGUCGGUAGCUCUCACAGCCUCCGUCAACCUAGCGUUCCGGUCACUCCCCAUCUCCAACCCACGUCUGUCUUCCAAACAAUCUCCGCCGUUAAAUCUCCACAGAUCGAACGCUCUACGCCACCUCCGGUCGUCUUCUUCAUACACUCAUACUCUCGCAUCUCGCUUGCCAUUACUCAAGCUCAAAUCACCGAAUAGGAACCUCAAUUUCACUAUAAAAGCAUCCGCAGCUGCAGCUCCGGCUCCGGCUCCGGCUCAACAGGAUCCUGCUCCGGCGCCGGUGCCAUGGCAAGGAGCGGCGAUGAAGCCUCUGCUUGCUUCAAUCGCUACCGGUGUUAUCCUCUGGUUCGUUCCUGUACCAGAAGGAGUUUCUAGAAACGCCUGGCAAUUGCUUUCGAUAUUUCUGGCAACCAUCGUCGGAAUCAUCACACAGCCUCUCCCACUCGGAGCUGUCGCGUUAAUGGGACUAGGUGCGUGUGUUCUCACCAAGACACUAACAUUUGCAGCUGCAUUUUCGGCUUUUGGCGAUCCGAUCCCUUGGUUAAUUGCUCUUGCCUUCUUCUUCGCCAGAGGAUUUAUUAAAACGGGAUUAGGAAACAGAAUCGCUUACCAAUUUGUGGCCUUAUUUGGUAGCUCAUCGUUAGGGCUUGGAUAUAGUUUGGUUUUCAGUGAGGCUUUGUUAGCACCAGCCAUUCCUUCGGUUUCCGCAAGAGCCGGCGGAAUUUUCUUGCCCUUGGUCAAAUCUCUAUGCGUUGCUUGUGGUAGUAAUGUAGGUGAUGGAACUGAACAUAAGUUAGGGUCGUGGUUGAUGUUAACCUGUUUUCAGACGUCGGUUAUUAGCUCAUCUAUGUUCUUGACAGCUAUGGCUGCCAAUCCCUUGAGUGCUAAUUUGACGUUUAAUACCAUACAGCAGACGAUUGGGUGGACCGAUUGGGCUAGGGCUGCAAUCGUGCCUGGAAUUAUUUCGUUGAUUGUAGUUCCACUUGUUUUGUAUAUAAUUUAUCCCCCAUCGGUGAAGAGUAGCCCUGAUGCGCCUAAGCUUGCGAAAGAGAGAUUGGAGAAAAUGGGGCCUAUGACAAAGAACGAAAUCAUCAUGGCAGGAACUCUGCUUCUUACGGUUGGCUUGUGGAUAUUUGGAGGGAUGCUGAAUAUUGAUGCCGUAACAGCUGCUAUUCUCGGACUGUCUGUUCUUCUUAUUACUGGAGUCGUAACAUGGAAGGAAUGCUUAGGUGAAUCUGUCGCGUGGGAUACCCUUACAUGGUUUGCUGCACUCAUUGCAAUGGCUGGCUACCUUAACAAAUAUGGUCUCAUCUCGUGGUUUAGUCAAACUGUUGUCAAGUUUGUUGGCGGAUUAGGUCUUCAAUGGCAAGCAUCUUUCGGCAUUCUUGUUCUUCUGUACUUCUAUUCCCACUACUUUUUCGCAAGCGGCGCUGCUCACAUUGGUGCCAUGUUUACCGCCUUCUUGUCGGUUGCCAGUGCCCUUGGCACACCACCUCUAUUGGGAGCCAUGGUGCUUGCAUUCCUCUCCAACCUCAUGGGUGGUCUAACCCACUAUGGAAUUGGGUCAGCCCCUGUGUUCUAUGGAGCAAACUAUGUCCCUCUGGCUAAAUGGUGGGGCUAUGGGUUCAUCAUCUCUGUGGUCAAUAUUAUCAUCUGGCUUGGAGUUGGAGGAGUCUGGUGGAAGUUCAUUGGCUUGUGGUAGACCAAUUUGCUACAAAAUUCAGAAAAUUUCUGACUUCUAGUGUGGUGUUUAACCAAAUCCUUUGCAUCUGGUUUCAAGAUUUUUUUUGCAAGGGUUCUUGCAAAUAAUUUUUGUAUUUGUUGGAAGGUUGUGUAGGUUAAGAUGGCAUGGUAUACAGGUCAUGAGGCCAAUUUAUAUUUGAAGUUGGAAUUUGUAUUAAACUUUUCUAUAGAGUGAAUUACAUUUUUAGUC
Cynara cardunculus var. scolymus (artichoke) is the source of this 1938-nucleotide messenger RNA. RefSeq names its product dicarboxylate transporter 1, chloroplastic-like. Gene Ontology annotation, biological process: transmembrane transport. Lineage: Eukaryota; Viridiplantae; Streptophyta; Magnoliopsida; Asterales; Asteraceae. The record is from RefSeq and is a predicted model, not a curated record. Bases 4 to 1707 code for a protein of 567 amino acids. The transcript is spliced from 3 exons. Gene Ontology annotation, molecular function: transmembrane transporter activity. Gene Ontology annotation, cellular component: membrane.